Molecule: messenger RNA, 374 nt
Organism: Sphaeroforma arctica JP610
Lineage: Eukaryota; Ichthyosporea; Ichthyophonida
Exons: 2
Molecular function (GO): oxidoreductase activity; zinc ion binding
Source: RefSeq, a predicted model, not a curated record
GGUGGGGAUGUCUGUGGGAUUGUCGCGCGAGUCAACGAUACUGAGACGAAGUUCAAAGUAGGCGACUGCGUUGUGGCCCAGUUUGAUACCGUGCCAUUUGACGGCAUAGCUGAGUACCGAACUGUCCAGACGUAUCUCGCAGAACUGAAGCCAGUUACAGCCACAUCGGCGGAGGCGUGCACGCUGCCCACCACGGCUAAGGCAGCUAUGAUAGGUAUUGAACGGUACAUGAAGAAAGGGGACCGCGUGCUCGUCCUGGGUGGUGCGGGUGGGGUGGGUAAUGCAUUGGUUCAGUUGGCAAAGGCCUAUGGCGCUUCACACGUUGCUGCUACCACCACAGCCUUCGAUCUGGUCAAGGGAUUGGGAGCUGACAG